Corvus hawaiiensis (hawaiian crow) is the source of this 4675-nucleotide messenger RNA. It is a transcript of the gene CDCA2, whose product is annotated as cell division cycle associated 2. The record is from RefSeq and is a predicted model, not a curated record. NCBI's taxonomy places the organism in Eukaryota, Metazoa, Chordata, Aves, Passeriformes, Corvidae. Gene Ontology annotation, biological process: regulation of mitotic nuclear division; regulation of chromosome segregation. Gene Ontology annotation, cellular component: nucleus; chromosome.
AGCGCCCAGGGGGUGCUACAGGCCAAGGGAGCCCCGGGUUGGGUGUUUUUCCUUCGUCUGGUGGCUGUAAUUGUGAGCAUCGGCCUCCUCCGCUGAGGCCUGAAAGCACAAAGAAAGGAAGGGAAAAAAAGAAAGGAAAAGGUUGCUCACGCGUUGUUAGGCAGCGUAAUUGUGGUGAUUUUUUUUUUCUAAAAGUGCACGUAUUUGCAGAAGCGAAGUUUCAGAGUCACGUUAUUGAGUUGUACGUCAUUCGCUUCAAAUUCAAGAAACUAACAGCAAAAAAGUAUCAGCCUUUUAAGGUUCCUGGUUAAAAGUUAGCGGUGUUAAAAAAAAUGCAUUACUAAUGUUGUUUCUUGUGCUGGUUGCUUUCCAAGACUUGCCUUCUCUUUCUGCUGAUACUAAUUAGUGUUAUUAAAAAUAGUAUUAAACUGCUAAUAUUUGUUGUAACAGAGCAAAACAGUCACUCUGUGACUGUGAUUAAUUAUUUCCUGCAUGUAUUUUAUACUAAUGUGAAGUUUGACAGAGGGAAAUCACAGCCUUGUGUCUCUUUAUCCUGUCUAUAAUGUGGGUUUUUAUUGUUCUGUGUUUUUCUUUCUGUCCCAGCCCCUUGUGUCCUUUCCCUGCAGCUUUUGGGGGAUAGAUUUCCGUUCCCACCCCGCUGUUAAACACCUUGUCCAGGAAAAAUGUGGGUUUGGGAGAAGCUUGAAUAUGCUAGUGAGCUCUGCUCUUAGCAAAUACUAAUUAUUUUUCUUUUUAAUAGGAAUCUGUAAUUACAGGAGCAAAGGCUGAGUGAAUGUUCCUUAAAAGAAGUCACAAACAAUGCUCAGAGGAUCUAAAACUCCCCUGAAAGUUAAAGAAAAUGAGAGUGGUUGUCCUGAAGAGAAGAAAAAGGCCUCUUUCCCUCUGUCAAAAGACCAGAAGAGCUGCAAAGUGACCAAAUCCAAAGUCAUCAGACCAUCCAAGAAGGAGAAUUUCACUGAUGGGAGCCAGACACGGCCACAAAAACGUGCCCUGAAGUGCCCCAAAGGCCCCGAGGAGGAUUCGUGUCACCCCCGGGGGGUUGGUGUGAGCUGGCGGCCCCCUGGGAGCUGUUUUGGGGCACUCGGGGGGGAGGUGCUCAGUGAAACCCCCUUGCCUUUGGACACGAAGCAGGAUUUUUCCUGUGGCCAAGCUGUUCCCUUGGGAAAUUACUUCUACUCCACCCCUGAGAGGGACAAAGUGGAACCUGAUUUCGGACUAUGUGAACAGAGGAAAAGACCUAUUGAUUCUGCUGCUGUGACAACUGCUGAGUUUGGGAUUGCUCAAGAAAGUUUUACCAAACGACCCACGGGGACUUCCCCAGCUUCACUAAAAUUUAGGAGAAGAUCAACCAUUGGAUUGAGGGGGUCACCAGAAAACAACACCCUGAUCCGGUACCUGGCCCAGCACAGGAGCAGCAGGCAGAAAGAAGCUUUCACACAGAUCAGUCCCUUCAAACAUGCAAAUGUGAGGUCGCUGAAGGACAAAAUCGAUGCUUUUCAGACCUCCUUUGGAUCCCUGCAAGAAGCUGAGGGGGAGGCUUCCCAGGAAGGAGGUUCCUCUCAGAACAAAGCACCUUUUAAAAAAGAGCCAAACCUGGAGCAGUGGAGUGAAGAGUUCAUGUUGGGCAACAGAGGAGCUGCUUUGAAAGAAAAUUUAAGUGAGAAUGGGACCAAGAGCAGCAGGAGUGGCCCCAGGAUCUGCAGCAUCUUGUCCCCACAGCGAGCUGUGACUGCCACUGGCCCUGCUGCUGCAAAGGAAUGGGUUUAUGAGCAGCAAAAUCCUAUUAAACCCUUGGAGACUGCUGUAACUGGAGAUAUCCUGGAAACGGGCCAUGGCCACAGGUGUGGGCACAGCGCUGGUGGCACGGGCAGCGAUGCUCUGGCGGAUCUCAGCACAAGGAAGGUUGGGUUUGUGGAAGGUGUGAGCCUGGGAAUGCUGGAUGGAAGCCAAGCCCCCGUGACACCGCCCCGAACAGGGAAUAUUCCCAGCAGUGACUUCUCCCAGAGCGGCUCCCUGCUGAGAUCCAUCCUGAAGAAAACCCCCGGGAGGGAGCUCGUGGACAGCUCAGAGGAAUACUCCAACAGUGCCAUUGACAGAGGAGGAGGUGGAUCUGCUGCAGUCUCUGAUUGUGUAAAAGCCUUUGAAACAUUGCAAGCAGAGAGAACUGAGAGUCAGAGCUCCAAAACACCAAAGAAGAAAAAAGUGACUUUUGGGGAAGUUCUGAGCCCUGAAAUCUUUGAUCAGACCCUGCCUGCCAACACCCCCUUACGCAGAGGAGCCUCCCCAGGGUGUCCUCAGGGGCAGAGCCCCUGUGCAAGGCCAGGCCUCUCUGAAGAGCCUUUGCCCCAGCUGGAUUUUGGCUGGGAUGAUGAAGGUGUUGAGCCUCUCCAAGAAUUCCUGGAAGGAUCUGUUGCUGUAGAAACCCCUUCACCUGUUGAAAAUGCAGAAGUAGCAGAGACUGACAAACCUGACAUGAUAACUCUUUCUUCUACUAAAAGGAGGCAGUGCAGAGCAGUGGCAGAGGACGCUGAUUGUGGCAGCUCGGGAGCCACAAACGCUGAGAAUGACAAAGACACUAAAAAUCCAAGAAGGAGCAAGAUUCAGAGACAGAAGAAUCCAACCACAGCUGCUCCCAAAAAGACCCAGAAAACAAAAUACCCAAGCUACGGGAGAAGAAGAAAGAAAAAAGUCAAGAAAUCUUUAUAUGGGGAAAGAGAAAUGGCUUCCAAGAAACCCCUUCUCAGUCCUAUCCUUGAAAUUCCAGAGGUUUUCUCUUCUGUCUCAUCUCCAAACUCACCAAAGGCAGAUGCACUUUUUACAGAGGGUGCAGGUUUGGGUGAUCCCAAAUCCAGGAAUGCCUGCAAGGACACUCCCCAGGAGCCGGUGGCUGGAAGGGUGCGAGGGAAGGAGCUCUGUGCAGCUGCUGUGUGCCCAGGCCCUGGGCUCCUGGAGGAGGCAGCAGCCACCAGCUCUGGCACUGGAGACUCUGAGGUGCCAGGGAGCCUGGAGUGUGCUCCUGGCACUGCUGCUGAGUUUUCAAAGACUGUGCCAGAUGCAGAAGGUGAUUUGGAUACCUCUGAGUAUUUCCAGCCAGGUGAAGAGACUCCACGUGAAAAAGAAGCAAAAGAAAGCAGUUCCUUGUUAGAAAAGGAGGAAUCACAAGGAAAUCUCCUACGUGGGCUGGAAAUUCUGGAACAACAGGAUGUACAGGAGGGUGCCCAGAGAACCGAGUGUCCUCAGAAGGAUUCUGUCAGAGGUGAUCCAGCAAGGAGAAGAAGAAGAAGCGGCAGUGCCUUCUACUUCCCUCCAGCUGGAAACUUGGAAGUACCUGGGACUGAUGUUGCAGUUUCCUGUUACAGUGUGGAAGAAGUUCUGUCAGCUCCCCGGCCGAAGGAGGGAUCCCCCCAGCCCUGCAGGAGGAAGAGCAGUGCCGGUGCUGAGGGCAGGGUGAGGCGCAGCAUGAGGCUGAGCAAGGAUGCAGCAAGUGAAGGACUUGCAUGGGUUCAGCUUCUCAGUGAGAUUCCCAAGCAGCCUCCCCUCCCAGCUGCUGCUCCCAAAGCCAGGAGAAGCAUCAGCACAUCCAUCCUGGCAGGAUCCGAGAAUAUUCACCACAGGGAGCAAAACCUCCUCCGCUUCCCUGCCCCAGGGAAGGAGAACGAGGGCUCUGCUCCUCCUGCUGCUGGUCCUGGCAGGAGGGGCAGGAGGAGAAGCCUCGUUGAAGCCACAGCUCGAAAAACUCCCUGGGCUCCCACCCAGAGAAGGAGAAACACAAAUUCUGGGUGUGGGAAGGACAGGAGUAACCAAAAACACUGGGAAGAAGCAGAAACUCUUGAGCUACAAUUGAGAGAGGUCUCCGGCAGCUCUGAUUUUCUGAAGUGAAGGUGGCUCUUAGAGCCUUGUGUGUGUUCUCAAGUGCAGUUUUCUUCUCUUUCCUGCUUAUAUUCCUCACUUAUUUUCUUACUCAUUUUCUGGAUAACUUAGAACUCAUUUUCCUUGUCUUGGUGCCUGAAAUGCUGGAAGAUCUGACCUGUGGGAGACUGGCUCAGAGCACUGGUCUGGUACAGUUAUGGCAGGUAAUGAAGAGAAUAAAAAAUUCUCCCAGAUAAAUGUGGGUUCGUCUUUAGCAGUUAAACCAUGGUGUAAGAUGUGUCCUUCCAGCUACAGUUGCUCAGAGGGUUUAUUUCCCAUGUGCUUGACCAUUCCUUGUAAACUGCUCUUGAAAUCUGCCUAUAUUUUCCUCUAGAUUGCAAAAAUACACCAGAACGAGAUUGUCUGCAAAUAAUAAAGGAAUCACUUCUUGAGAGGGAAGAGGAGGAAGUGGGGAACUUGCUUCCAUCUUCUGGAAUGACUUUGGGCAUGAGCAGAGGUGGAGUUCCUUCAAGUAGGACUUUGUGUUAGAAUUCAUGAAUUUUCUGAUGUAAAGGGUGGCCAUUAAACAAAAAAAAAAAGCUUUAAAAUCUUUAUUAUGUAUAAAAUUCACCUGGAAAAUGAAAUUGGCCGAGGGGAGAGAACCAUUCCUCACCAGGAAAGCUGUGCUUCCUUCCCAGCCUUGUGUGUGUGUCCUGACUCCAGCUGCCGUUGGCCAGGCCUUACCCUGUCAUCUUCCUGUUUGCAUUUUCUGCUUGGAACAAUGGAAUAAAGAGUGAGCACUGGA